Achroia grisella is the source of this 1981-nucleotide messenger RNA. It is a transcript of the gene chinmo, whose product is annotated as zinc finger protein chinmo. Gene Ontology annotation, molecular function: protein binding. The record is from RefSeq and is a predicted model, not a curated record. The coding region runs from base 133 to 1431 and encodes 432 amino acids. Gene Ontology annotation, cellular component: nucleus. Gene Ontology annotation, biological process: regulation of transcription by RNA polymerase II. Lineage: Eukaryota; Metazoa; Arthropoda; Insecta; Lepidoptera; Pyralidae. The transcript is spliced from 7 exons.
GACUCCAGCCGGUGGCUCCGCGUCUGAUCGUGCUCGCAUCUCGUGCUUCGCGCCCCGUGCACCGUGCACCACUCGCCGUCGAUGGCAGAUUGACGCCGCUCUUUUGCGGCAGGUAUUCGAGGCGGCCCGGGCAUGGACUCUCAGCAGCAGCAGUACUGUCUGAAAUGGAACAGCUUCGGCUCGAACCUGGCCACGUCCUUCGCGAACCUCUGGAACUCGGAGAGUCUCGCGGAUGUCACACUGUACUGCGAAGGCCGCCAAUUCAAAGCUCACAAGGUGAUCCUGGCCGCUUGCAGCAAACAUUUUCAAGAGUUGUUUGACACAGCACCUCCGAGCCAUGCGGGCGCGUGCUACGUCAUCCUGGAGGCCACCUCUGCGGACAAUAUGCAAGCUCUUCUCGAGUUCAUGUAUAAAGGGGAGGUCCAUGUUAGCCAGGAUGCCCUCUCCAGUUUUCUUAAGAGCGGAGAGAAUUUGCAGGUUAAAGGCCUAUCUAUGGAGAUGUCCCAAGAUGCUUGGGUGAAGCAGCAGACUCAGCAGUCUUCGGGGGAUCGCCAUCAGACGCGCAUAAAGACAAGCCCGGUGUCAGGAUCAGGAAAUUGUGAAGUACAGGAAUCUGCGCCACCGCAGUCCCAUACAGCUACUUUCGCGCCCAUUAUACCUCAGUAUGGGAUGCCAAUACAUACUGGUAGUGGGAGUAUCGGCCGAUAUGCUCCGCCAGCACAUUUGCCAUUGCAUCCAACUUCUCACCGCAGGCCGGCGCCUCCUAAACCGUCGCCGUCUCAGAGCCCACACGCUAGAAAUUACAGGCAAAGUUCAUCAUCGUCACAUUGUGGUAGCGUCGCUGAUGAGCCUGACACGCGAUCGUCCCCUGGUGCUGGUCAACGGUACGAGGAAAACCAACCAGACUGCACAUCCACUCUUGGGAAUCCGAUUAAGAAUAAUGGAUAUGAACGCAGCGCUUCAGCUAAUGACGAAAUGAUAGAUCGCCUGUCUAGUGAACAGGGCGCUGAAGAUCUACGAGUGAAGAAUGAGAAUGAUUAUCAUACAACUGGGUACAAUAAUUCCCCGCCACCUCCGGCUUCAAUACCAACCACGAAUUAUCAUGAUAAGCCACUCGCGACAUCGCCAAUACCGCCGAAACCUAGCCCCGAGAAUAUAUGGCCAGCGAAGAUGAUUACGAGCAAAUCAGGCGGCAUUGCUACUGCCGACGGUAAAAAGCUAAAGUGUCCAUACUGCGAGAGACUUUACGGAUAUGAGACGAACCUACGAGCCCACAUCAGGCAGCGACAUCAGGGCAUCCGAGUGCCGUGUCCGCACUGCUCGCGCACCUUCACGCGCAACAAUACGGUGCGGCGCCACAUCGCCCGCGAACAUCGCCACCAGGUCACCCCCCACCUUCCCCAAGGCCCACUCCCAAACCACACGCAGUAAAUUCCCGGGAUAACGCAAAUUUUCAAUCCUAUUUUCAACCAAACUACCUCUGCCAUUUUUGGCCGGCGCGGGUGACUUUUCUACGGAAGAUUCGAAGUUCCAUUUUUAAAUUUUUAACCACAACUACAUUGAAAUUUGAACAUGGAACGUAGGUGUUGCCAGUGUUUUGGUUGUGUAUUCACUUGGUGGACUCAUUUGCGAACAAGUGGCCCUCGCCGCGUCCUGAACUGUAACAUGCGUACAAUAAAUUACCUCGUUGAUAUAAUUAUGUAACCAGUAAUCUACCUCAGAAAUUGAUCUUAAGAUUUUUUAAGGUUUUGAACUUGUGCGAUAAUUGUUACUUAAUUUAAAUAUUCAAGUGUGACUUCGAAUGGUUGCUCAGUGCUCGUCUCUUUCUGGUACUAUGUUUUAAAAAUAUUGUACCUAGUAUUGCACCCUCAUCGCGUUAACGUACCUUAAUUUUUUGCAAAGUUUUAAUAAUAUAUGUCCAGUUGACUGUGAGAUAAAGUUACCUUGUAUAGACGGUUUGUUUUUAGCUCUCGGUGGAAUG